CCCUGGCCAGGGCACCGCGGGCAGUUGGGUGGGGGGGAUGCCCUGUCUCCAGACUCAGAGAGAGCCAGGCCUGUCCAGACCACUGGAAGACUCACUAGGGAGAUCGUGGAAGGUUCUUGCGCCUCGCCCCAACUUCCCGCAGCUGAGCCUCCUUUCUCUAGCAGGCUGGUCCUCCCCACCGGAUUUGACCCCUCACUCCUUUGGGAGUAUUUACCACGUGUCAGGGGUGCUGUCUCUGCCCUACGCUGAAGUCCGGGAGCCGUUCGAGGCCUGGGUGGACGUGGCCGGGGGAAGGAGUCGCAUUCAGUAUUACCACGGCCAGGUGGUCACUUACCAGUUCAGCCACGACAGGCCAUUCGGGGUGGGGUACAAGGUGACACCGGAGACCACCGCCGCGGGGGAGAACGUCAGGCGCUGCUUCCGAGUCAACGGGACCAAGGCCCACCCCAUCCGGGUCCAGAGCGUCCUGCCCAACCUCGAAGGCUUCCAGGUUGUGGGCCACGAGCACCUGGGGGGCCAGGACUGCUCAGUGCUGCAGAAUGAGACCCACUGGGGCCUGCGGCGCAACGUGUACACGCUGUGGCUGGCGGGCGGCCUCCACGGGCCCCGGCUGCCCGUGCGCUACGCAGUCCGUGGUUUCAGCCGGCUGCUGGGCUCACACUAUGACAAGUACCAGCUGGACUACAGGAACUUCUCCCGGCACUAUCCCCUCGACGACGUCUUCAGCCUCCCCGACAGGGUGCCAUGCAGGGGCGUGCCCAGCCCCGAAGUCAAGCACCACAUGCAGGUCAACCCCAUGUGGGACUUCGUGGCGCGUGAAGAAGACCGGGCCCACGGGUUGUUUGAGCGUUUCCGUCACAGGCACGGCCGGCACUACGGCGACGCGGCGGAGCUGGAGCACCGCCGGAGGAAUUUCCUGCACAACCUCAGGUUCAUUGAUUCCCACAACCGGGCCAACCGCCCCUUCCGCCUGGCCCCCAACCAUCUGACUGACCGUACCCCCGGGGAGCUGGCAGCGCUGAGGGGGCGGCUCCGCAGCUCACGGCCCAACCACGGGCGGCCCUUCCCACACGAGCAACUGGCCGACGUGGCCCUGCCUGAGAGCCUGGACUGGCGGCUCUAUGGUGCAGUGACCCCAGUGAAGGACCAGGCUGUGUGUGGUUCUUGCUGGAGUUUUGCCACCACAGGCACAUUGGAGGGAGCCCUCUUCCUCAAGACCGGGGAGCUGGUACCACUGUCGCAGCAGAUGCUGAUCGACUGUUCCUGGGACGUGGGAAACUUCGGCUGUGACGGGGGGCUGGAGUGGCAGGCGUACGACUGGAUCCAGGGGCACGGGGGCCUCGCCAGCGCCGACUCCUAUGGACCCUAUGAGGGCCAGAACGGCGUCUGCCACUCGAACGCGUCCACCUUGGCCGUCCGGCUCGCGGGCUAUGUGAACGUGCCCCCCGCCAACCCCACGGCCCUCAAACUGGCCCUGCUGCGCCACGGGCCCGUGGCCGUCAACGUGGACGCCUCCCCUCGCUCCUUCGCCUUCUAUGCCAACGGCGUCUACUACGAGCCCCAGUGCGGGCACAACUUGGAGCAGCUGAACCACGCGGUGCUCCUGGUGGGCUAUGGUCUACUGCAGGGCCAAGCCUUCUGGCUCCUCAAGAACUCCUGGUCCCCACUGUGGGGCAACAGUGGCUACAUGCUCCUGGCCAUGAAGGACAAUGACUGUGGGGUCACCGCCGCCGCCACCUACCCCAUUCUGGAGUAGUCCCAACCUCCCGGACCGGCCCCCGACAGGCCCCUGGUCCCUCAGAUGGGCACCGGAGGGUGGGAGGGUGGGCCCAGGGGCCCAGGGGAGCAGGCCCUGGAGGAGGGCCGGGGUUGAGUUGGGGUAAUAAUAAUAAUAAUGAUGGCAUUUAUUAAGCGCUUACUAUGUGCAAAGCACUG
Tachyglossus aculeatus (Australian echidna) is the source of this 1935-nucleotide messenger RNA. Its product is annotated as digestive cysteine proteinase 2-like. NCBI's taxonomy places the organism in Eukaryota, Metazoa, Chordata, Mammalia, Monotremata, Tachyglossidae. Gene Ontology annotation, molecular function: cysteine-type endopeptidase activity. The record is from RefSeq and is a predicted model, not a curated record. The transcript is spliced from 10 exons. The coding region runs from base 38 to 1756 and encodes 572 amino acids. Gene Ontology annotation, cellular component: lysosome. Gene Ontology annotation, biological process: immune response.